This is a messenger RNA of Panicum virgatum (switchgrass), 996 nucleotides long. RefSeq names its product protein disulfide-isomerase SCO2-like. The record is from RefSeq and is a predicted model, not a curated record. The transcript has 4 exons. NCBI's taxonomy places the organism in Eukaryota, Viridiplantae, Streptophyta, Magnoliopsida, Poales, Poaceae. Bases 135 to 701 code for a protein of 188 amino acids.
GUGGCUGCUCGAUUAUCGCUUCAUUGCUCACUCUCAUCGCCCACUUCAGCACCCACCGUGGCUGCCACUCGACCUCCCGCCACGCCGCCGGCGAUGACCGACGCCUCCCAAACGCAAACCCUCCGCCCGUCUCCAUGACGACUCCCGCGAACCCCGCCCCGCUCCUCUCCUCCCGCCCCAACCCCUCCCUCCCGCUCCACCGCCGCCCCCGGCUCCCCCACCCUCCGGCCGCCGCCAACACCACCGGCGCCGUCUCGUCACCAGACUGGUUCCGCCCCCGGCGCCCUCCGGACACGGACACGUCCACUUCAUCCGGCGGCCGCGUCGCCGCGCGGGACCCUGGCGUCCGCGUCAAGGCCAAGGAGGACACCGAGGAGGAGAAGGGUAACAAGGGUAAGAGGAGGAGGCGGUGGUGGGAGCGGUGGUCCGGGGACAAGGAGAGCUACCUGGUCGACGACGUGGAGCCGCUCCCGAUCCCCAUGACCGUGCCGGGGGCCGAGCCCAUGUCGCGGGAGGAGCUCGACCGCCGGCUCAGCUGCGACGUCGAGAUCGAGGAUUGUAAGACGGUUUCGUACGAGUGGACCGGCAAGUGCCGGAGCUGCCAGGGGACGGGGCUGGUCAGCUACUUCAGGAAGAAGGGCAAGGAGACCAUCUGCAAGUGUGUACCAUGCGCCGGCAUUGGGGUUUGCCUUCUAUCAUGAUGAACCCGUCCCCAAGUUCCUGUCAUCACCAUGGAUCCAGGGUUAUGUAAGGAAAAUUACAGUCCGUGAAGACAUUCAAAAGAUCGAUGAGCUAGACAAUGGCAAGCCACCAUAAUUUGAAGGGUCCAAGUUAUUUGACUGCUGUAGUUUUGAAACUGCUGCUGAAUAGCUUGUGCUCGCAACCUUCAAGUUGACCUAUGAUUCUUUCCACUGCACAUUCUACUGUUCAGGCACGAUACAUAUUCUUUAAGCAUUGCAAACUUAUCGAUGGUGCACAAUAAUUGUACCCCUGUUA